Messenger RNA from Neogale vison (American mink), 876 nucleotides. It is a transcript of the gene TMEM221, whose product is annotated as transmembrane protein 221. The record is from RefSeq and is a predicted model, not a curated record. Lineage: Eukaryota; Metazoa; Chordata; Mammalia; Carnivora; Mustelidae. The transcript has 3 exons. The coding region runs from base 1 to 876 and encodes 291 amino acids.
AUGGCCCGGUCGUACGGUGGCCGGGUGCUGGCCGCGAUGACCUUGCUGGGCAUCCCCGCGGCCGUGCUGGCGGCACUGGGAGCGCAGCUGCUGUUCCAGCUGCAGGCGGGCCGCGCCGAGCUUCGGGGACUGCGCGUCGACGGGCUCGGCCCGGAGCUGGGCGCCGGCCCCGGGCUGCCCGAGGACGCGGCCGGGGCGCUGCUGCCGCUGGCCGCCGCGCUUGCCGCGCUCGCCCUGGUGUUGGGCCUGACUUGCCUUCUGCUAGCGGCGCUCUGCGGCCACCUGGGCGCCGAGCUGGCGCGGGGGCCCGGCCCCGGCAGGUCUGACUGGUUUCUCUAUGACUGCCGUCUCCUCAGACACGUGGCCCUUGGCCUUUUCUGCUGUGGGGUCUCUGUCUACUUAGCAGCACUGUCCAUCUACGCCCUGCUGCUCUUUGAGAUCGAGACAGGUGCAGCAGCCGCCUCCAUCCUUGGAGUGGGUGCUCUGGUCCUGGUGGCGGCGCUGACCCACACUCUGCUCCGAGCUGCCCAGGCCACCCGCCGUGGCCUCCAUGAACUGUCCCCACCACACUUUGAAGACGACCCUGUUCGCCCUGCUGAAGUCUCCAAGGCCAGCCCCAGGGCUCAGCCCCAGCAGGGUACCCACCACCAAACCCCCUACUCAUCCUGCCCAGAACCUGGGGACCCCCUCAGACCCACAGUCACUGCUACAGCACCUGCAGCCAUGGGGGGAGGCCGGGAGAGCAGCCUGCCUUUAUCCCGCUUGCACCGGACACUACCGGCUGGCAGGGGCCACUGGGAAGGGGUUACCCACGAGAUGCGUAGCAUGCUGGGCCACCGGUCACGGGGCUCAGGGAAGGACUCUACACUGGUGUGA